UCCUCACUUGACUGGACAGAAACGAAUGAAUGAGUCCUCAGGAUUUCCUUUAUUUGAAUGAGGGAUUUACGGGUUUUAUAGGGGCUGUAAGUGUCAGUUUGUGCUUUUAUGGCAAGCUUUAGCGAGGCGAGUGUAAAUUAUAUCGCUGUCUGUCGGUAUUAGCUCGUUCAGCUAAUGAAAAAAGCCACGGUUCCUCUGUGCAGCGGUUAGAGCAAUAAAACAUCACGCUAUGGAUUAUGAGGAAAAGGCCAAUUCUGUAGCAGAUCGUCUUGUAAGCUACAGGAAAGACGAAUCCGGCUGGAAAGUCUGUAAGAAAUCGAAUGAAGUUGCUGUUUAUUGGCGACCUUCAUCUGAAUUCCCUGGAAAUGUGUAUAAGGGAGAGGGGAUAGUCAACGGCAGUCCACAGAAAGUCUGGGAGUGUUUGAAACCAGAUCCAAAUGGGCUUCGUCUCAAAUGGGACAACAAUGUGAAGAAGUUUGAGCUCCUUGAACAAGUUUCUACAGAUGUCACAGUAUGCAGAACUGUCACUCCCUCUGCUGCUAUGGGUGUUAUAUCACCACGGGACUUUGUCGAUGUUAUUUUAGUCAAGCAAUAUGAAGACGGCACGAUUACAUCAAAUGCGACUCAUGUGAGCCAUCCAGCUUGCCCUCCCCAGCCUGGCUACGUGCGUGGCUUUAAUCAUCCAUGCGGCUGCAUUUGUGUGCCUGUACCAGGGGAAGCAGGUAAAACCCAGCUCAUCAGCUUCUUCCAGACCGAUCUUGGAGGUCUGCUUCCUCGUUCCGUGGUGGAUUCGUUCUUCCCCGUCAGUAUGAUUGAGUUUUACACAAACCUCACUAAAGCUGUUAAAUCUCUCAAAUAGCACUAAAGGCACUUUCUCUAGAAUAUACAUUUCCAUAACUGUUCAACAAAAAGGUAUUUUCUGAUGCUGUGUUUCCCAGUGAGCACUAACUGACCACUACUGGGUUCAUUAUUGAUUUAAAACUGAAGUCAGUCCUGGCCUGGGCCUUGAUGUGACCUCUACAAAAUAUGUCCUUUUUAGUCCAUUAUAAGGUUUGACCUCUUGUGUGAGACCAGAAGAGCUGUCUCUUCUGAAACCAUUUAUUUUUCUGAGAUUUCUGACUUCUUCUAAACAUUAUUGUGCUCACUGGGUUCACAUGUAGUUUUCAUGGGUUUUUAAAUGUAUUAUAUGAUUUCAGAAGGAGCAGAACAGAAAAGUAACUUCCCUGAACAUUUGUCAAAAAUGGCUGUUUAGAAACUUAACACACAAAAAAUCACAUGCAAAGUCAUAAGCUUCACCGAUUGUACAACUCAGUUAACUAUCUGGAACUAUUUAUAACUGAUAAGACGCUAAUCAAGUGACAAGCUAACCAGGUGAACAGUGAGUGUCAUGUUACGUUUUCUGAACCUUUUAAGUUCCAUUUUAUCCAAACACUUAAAAAGAUAUAAGAAGGGAACUGCCACGUAUAUAUUUUUUUCUGUUUUACAAAAAUAGCUAGGGUUUGGUACUAGAUACUUUGCACUACUGCCUAUCCAACCAACAUUUUAAUGGUUUCUUAGCCCUCAUGAUUUAUAUUUUUAAUAUUAAUCAAAUUUUGGAAUAUAACUUCCAAUAAUAAUUUCUCCCUAAAACCUCGCGGAUCCACACCUUCCCCAUAUUACUGUAGUCAGCCUUGUUUUGACUCACGUGGUACUUAUUUUUAUUCCACUUGCUUGUAUUGCUCAUGUGAGAAACAUUUUUUAUUAGUCUUUUGUUCAAAAGGCCAGAGCAAUUUCAGGUUUGUUUUCAUAUUUGGUUUGAGUGUAGCGCAGCUGUGGUUGAGGAAAUGAAAAAAUUCCAGCAUGAGCAUAAAUGUCUUCAGAAGCCCACUUUACAUGCAAACUGGGAUUGUGGGUAAUAAUAGAAUUACACACAGGACAUGAGAUAAAGGAGCUAAGUAGUGAGGUUCACUGGCCAUAAAUUACUUCACAUUACAUCACAUUAUAAAAACAUUACUGUGAAAGAAAUCUCAACAACAAAUUUGAACAAAUUGCUUUAAUUGUCACUUAUAGAUAAAAGCACAAAUGUGGCAUGGACAGGUAAUAGCACAAAUAUCAGAUCACCAGCAUUCUCACCAGCAUGCUGGUCUACAAAAAUAACUACUACUACAUAAAUAUUCACUUUUCUAGUUUUUUCAGAGUUUGACCUACGUCAGAAGUGUUCCAUGGGUGGGAACGAGUUUAAGUCAUUGUGCUUAUCUGAAUAGGAUAUUAAAAAUUUCCUAUUAAGAUUUCAAAUUACUGAAAAUAAUUUUUCAGUACUGGUACUAAUUCAUCUGCUCUUGGAGACCAGAUACAGAAUGCAUCUGCAGAUAUGAUGCUUUAUAAGAAACUACAGUGGGCCCUCCUGCACCCCUAACCCCUGCAAAUGUGGAAAAACCGCAAAUAUCUCUAGGCCCCAUAUUUAACACAAAAAAAGUAAAACAAUACACUGUACUACAACAGUAUGUUUUAUAAACUAUCAGCAAUGUAGGCUAACACACACACACACACAGAGGCAAUACAGUACAUGUACAGUAUGUGAUGCAAUACAUGUACAGUAUUUAGAUAGCAGUAAAAUUAUUAACAGUUAUAACCCAAAACUAAAGUCAAUAUUUUAUUGCACUUUAAGGAUGCAAAAAGUUGAGAGAAAUGCGACAUACACCUCACACUCUACUUAUACUAGUACGCUAUCAUUUUUAUCAUAACAACUCCUUCAAAGGGACUUGUAUGGCACAUAAUCUAAGCCUAAUAGACUUAAACAGAUUACACACUGUUAUUUAACAAAGACAAAUGUAUAUGUAUGUAAACAUACGUAUUGCUUAUUAAGUUUUCCUCCAUGGGAGAGUUUUCAGGACAGAGAUUUUUUUAUCUUAUUAACUGAGGGAACAGGUGUUUAUAGCUGCUACAACAUAAGUGAUAACAGGAACCAACUUGUUUUGCACACAUUCCAUAAUAUUCAACUGAUAAAAAAAGUAUGACAUGUCCUUAUUUAAUUAAUUUAAUUGAUUUAUUAUUUUCCUAUAACAGCAUAUCACAUUAUGUUUUAUUGCUUAGUUAUCUUUAGACAUCAAAGCCUGGCCCUUUAUAGGAGUUACUUUUCUAUUCUGUACUUUUGAAAAUAACAUUUGUGAAGACAUUAAGGAAAAUAAGAUGUGGUGCAAACAUAUGGCUCGAGAGCCUUUUCUGCUACCUAAAGAAAGAAAGAAAGUCUCGGUAUGAAAUAGGGAUGCACCGAUCUGAUACUGAGUGUCGUAAUCAGACCGAAGAUAUCCUGAAUCACUGGACUGGUAUCAGAUCUGAUUUGCCAUUUUACAAUCUGAAAAUUUCAAGAUCUGAUCCGCUGAUGUUUUAAACAUUCCAUAAAUGUGUGACGUUGCCUGACACAACACAAAUCUUGCACAUGUACGUGCCUGUGAUAUUUUGCAUCACUGACCAACAGAAGCUCACAGAGUCGAUUUGAUUACUGUGAGGAUGACACUUGUUGUCAUCAUUAGCUGAAACAACUUGAAGCUAACAGGGUGUCUCCAUAGCUACACCUUUAAACACCUUUUAAUAUGUACAUAGUCACUAACGGAGCAGUAUCAGAUAACAGCUCUGAUACUGGUAUUAUGUUUUUAAAAAAAAAAAAGGGGAUGUGUGCAUCCCUAGUACAAAACCAUUUUUUACUUCUACAGAGAAAAUAGUGCAAUAUGACAAUUUUUAUGCAAUGAGUAGACCCCAAGUGUGGUUCUGUAGGGUGGAUUCAAGUAUUAUGAGACAUUUUAGAAGACUUAAGAAAUUGGUUUAUUCCACAUUCACCUCCAAAUCACUAGAGAGCAUUACUGUAAUUUAAAUUAACUAUAAUACUUAAGAGCCUAUGUUUGGAUCAUUACUGCAGUGAUUAAUAUGUUUCAGCUGGCAACAAUUCUUUUAACCUUAACUGAUGCAGUGUGUAGCUUCUCAUUUCUUAAGCAACCAUGGCAGUUUACGUAUCCCAUUGUCGUGGAAAAGAUGUUACUGAAGGGGAAAAUUGUUGGCCUGCAUCAAGCAAAGAAAACAACUAAGGAGAUUGCUGAAAUCACUGGAACUGGGUUAUGAAAUGUCCAGUGCAUUAUUAAAGCCUGGAAGGAUAGUGGUGAACCGUCAACUUUACAGCAGAAAUGUAGUCGGAAAAAAAUCUUGAAUGAUCGUGAUGGAGAUCUUUAAAACGCUUGGUGAUGUCACAUCGUAAAAAAAUCGACAGGAGAACUCACAGCUACGUUUAAUAGUGAAAGUAAGAGCAUUUCCACACGCACAAUGUGAUGAGAACUUGGACUAAACAGCUGUGUGGCCACAAGAAAGCCAUUUGUUAGUGAGGCUAAUCGGAAAAAAUGACUUCAAUUUGCUAGAGAGCAUAAAGACUGGACUGUGGAGCAAUGGAAAAAGGUCAUGUGAUCUGAUAAAAUCAGAUUUACCCUAUUCCAAAGCAAUGGGCGUGUCAGGGUAAGAAGGGAAAUGGAUGAAGUGAUUCACCCGUCAUGCAUAGUGCCUACUGUACAAGCCUCUGGAGGCAGUGUUAUGAUCUGGGGUUGCAUCAACUGGUCAGGUCGAGCCUCAGCCUCACUGUGCGGCAAUAAAAUGAAGUCAGCUGAGCACCUGAAUGUACUGAAUGACCAGGUUAUCCCGUCAACGGACUUUUUCUUCCCUGACGGCACAGGCAUAUUCCAGGAUGAAAAUGCUAAGAUUCAUCAGGCUUAACUUGUGAAAGAGUCGUUCAAGGAGUAUGAGGAAUCAUUUUCACACAUGAAUUGGCCACCACAGAGUCCUGACCUCAACCCCAUUGAAAGUCUUUGGGAUGUGCUGGAGAAGACUUUACAGAGUGGUUAGACUCUCCUGUCCUCAAUGCAAGAUCUCAGCCAAAAAUUAAUGCAACUCGGGAUGGAAAUAAAUGUUGUGAAGUUGCAUAAGGUGCCGUAAUGAAAGCUAAAUGCAGUGCAACAAAAUAUUAGAUUGUGCGACUUUUUUUUGGCCAGGCAGUGUAUAAUAGUCCAAAGCAGUACAUUUUGUACAUCCAGAAUAUUUUGCUCAAAAACUGUAAUUCCUAGAAUUUUAAUCAUCAAAAUGAAAUAUUAGACUUCACUGUCCAAUAUUUUAUUUAUAUACACAUUGGAAUUUUUCCUUUUUAAUUUUAGGUAUAAAUAAUACAGAAUCUAAAGAAUCUGAAUAUAUUUUUAAUUAAUCAUUUGUUGUUAUUAUUUAUGUGAAAGAGUUUUAAAUGCUUGUGCAUUCCCUUAGAAGAAAUGAGAAAUACACACUUUUGCACUCAACCUUACGUGUACUCAUUCUACCUGAACGAACCCAAACAUGGCUAAAUUAAAGCAGGUCAUUUUUUUAGUGGAAAACUGAGUAGUUAUCCUAUGGUGUGUGUCCCAUAUCAUGUUCACACACAUCCAUAAUGACUGAUGUGCCAUAAAACUCGAAUCCAGCCAAUGUCUGUAGUCCAGCAUUGCUUGGUGAGCUCUAACGCGGUUUAUUCUGCAGGUAGAGAUCACCAAACUGUGCUCGACUCCAGACAUGCAGUCACACAGAUGGGGUCAAAAUGGCUACUUGUUAGUUUUUAGAAACAUAUAAACUCCAUACUCUAUAAUUAAGAACCUCACAUUUUACUUUAGUACUUGCAAAUUCCAGCUUUUAGGUUCAUUUUAUAUUACUUCUGAACUGAUUACCUCAAUUUUCAAUCUUGUCUGACAUUCCUGUUCCCUGGCUUUAAUGCUAGUUGUACCCGGUACGUGCCUGUUGUCUUUUUUUUCGUGUCUGCAUGCCUAGUCAUAUUUGAAGAGUGAAAAGAAAAUGACAUGCAGAUGAGUUACAGCUAAAACAAUUUAUAUAGGUGUUACUGGCUUUAUUCGUAAUUCUGCACUUCACGUAGGUGCUGAGUAUUUUCUUUCCAAAAAAUAAUAACUUAUGCAGUCCAUCACGUUUCUCAAAAUAAAGAACGGGAAUCUUGUACAGAGAUAAUAGGAAGGGAGGACUUGCAUGAUUCCCAAACAUUAAAUGGUAAAGAUCUAAAGGACAAUAAACAAUAGUCAGGAAUUUCACUGUGAUGUUUACAUACUGAUGGAAAGCUUGAAUCAUUCAAAGUUGCACAAAGGGACAAAUGCUGUUUGUGUGUGUAAUCUGCUGCAAUGUGCAUGUGUGUGUUUUUCCUUCUGUGUUUAUACUGUUCCAUUCAAGAGCAUGACUGUGUGUUGUUCAGUGAAGUUAAUUAUCCUGAAUGCAUGUCCACUGGCUAGAAAUGUGUUUGCUGUUCAUUUUAAGGAGGCAUUAUCUCCAGUGCCUGGAUCCUUUAGAAUUAUAUAUAAUUGAAAUUUGUGAAAAUGGAGCAUUUUUUUAUUUUUUUUUAACUGAACAUAUGUGGUAAUUUAACUUUUAAAAUACUAUUAUUAUUAUUAUUAUUAUUACUGAAUAGCUAAGCAGAUAAAGGAAUGGUUCAGCAAAAAAAAUCAGGUUUACACAAUUUUCCUCUUAUCCCAAAUGUACUAAAACAGCCAAAACAUGUUUGAUGUCUGACUGACAUUUGCUGUAACUAUGCAGGUAAUUUAGCUGACAUGUAAACUUUCUCUCACUUCAAAUUCCUUUCCAUAACGAUAUCGUCAUACAAUAAUAUCCUAUAUCUUCAUACAUAUACUUGCUUCAGAUGAUUUGAGCUACAUAUUCUCAACUCAUUGUCAUUGGGAUUAAAGGAAAAUUUUGCAGAUUUGAUUUUUAACUGCCGCUUUGAGGCUCUGGGCUACAGAUCAGAAGAUUAAAAUCCCUGGACUGCCUGAAAUCCAAUGCAGUUCCUGUUCAGCUCUAUGUUUAGAUUUGACUUUGGAUCACUUUGGAUAAACGCUUUGACCAAAUGAAUAAAUAUUAGUGAUUAUUCCAGAUUUUCUGAAUUUUUCAGUGUUCUUUACAGUCUUUGUUGAAUAGAUGUUGGAAUGAGACGAAAUGCCUUUACUGUACUGUUUGCCUAAAUACAAAACAGAGCCCUUUACAUAAUCCCACACAAUGUAUUCCAGCAGCUUCCAAUGAAUAAAUGAUGACCUUCUAGACCAUUGGCA
Molecule: messenger RNA, 7079 nt
Organism: Pangasianodon hypophthalmus (striped catfish)
Lineage: Eukaryota; Metazoa; Chordata; Actinopteri; Siluriformes; Pangasiidae
Gene: stard5
Product: StAR-related lipid transfer (START) domain containing 5
Exons: 6
Coding region: 230-859 (209 amino acids)
Molecular function (GO): lipid binding
Source: RefSeq, a predicted model, not a curated record